Messenger RNA from Magnolia sinica, 579 nucleotides. RefSeq lists its product as uncharacterized. The record is from RefSeq and is a predicted model, not a curated record. Bases 1 to 579 code for a protein of 192 amino acids. Gene Ontology annotation, molecular function: catalytic activity. NCBI's taxonomy places the organism in Eukaryota, Viridiplantae, Streptophyta, Magnoliopsida, Magnoliales, Magnoliaceae. The transcript has a single exon.
AUGGAUAGUCUUCUUAUAUGGAACUCUCGAGGUUUGGCCAACGCGGCCACGAUUCGUUCGGCUCUCAGGCUUGUCAGGGCCCACAAUCCCUCUAUUGUGGCUAUCCUUGAGCGAAUAGCUAGGGAUAGUAGGAGGGUGGGAAUUGGCCUCAAACUCGGUUUUCACUCUUCCUUCUCCAAUGAUGGAGUUAGGGGAAAGAUCUGGAUCCUUUAUAGGGGGCCCCUGUCUGUUUCGGUUAUAGAAAAUUCUAACAAAACCAUCUCUUUAGAUGUUUACUCGCAGGAUCAUUGGGUUAGGUGCAGGGUGACAAUAGUAUACACUAAAUGCUCCAGGUUUGCUAGGAGAACCCUUUGGAAUACUUUGGAGUCUCUUGCUUCUUCCUCCAACGGCCCUUGGGCUGUCGGAGGUGAUUUCAAUGCAGUGGUGGACUCUUCAGAGAGGAUGGGGUAUAGGGAUUUUGAUCUGUUAAGUGCUACUAAGUUCAAAGAUGCUAUUGACAAAGCCGACUUGCUGGACGUGGGGUUUGGGGGAAACCGCUUCACAUGGUGUAACAACCAUGAUGACAGGACGAGAAUGUGA